This is a messenger RNA of Strongylus vulgaris, 1035 nucleotides long. The record is from the annotation of a GenBank genome assembly. NCBI's taxonomy places the organism in Eukaryota, Metazoa, Nematoda, Chromadorea, Rhabditida, Strongylidae.
GAGCCAGAAGUGAUCCACUUGCGUCAACAACCGAAAGUGAUUCGCGUACAAGAAGAACCGGAAGUAAUUCAGGUGCAAGAAAAACCGAAAAUAAUCCGUGUACAAGAAGACCCAGAAGUGAUCCGUGUACAAGAGGAACCGGAAAUUAUCCGCGUGCAACAAAAACCGGAAGAGGUCCGUCUACAAAAUGACCCAGAAGUGAUACGUGUGCAACAAACACCGGAAGUGAUCCGUGUGCAAGAAGAACCGGAAGUGAUCCGCGUCCAGCAAAAACCGAAAGUAAUCCGUGUAAAGGGAGAGCCAGGAGUGAUCCGUGAACAAGAAGAAGAACCGACCCAAGAACGUCAACAACCGGAAGUGAUUCAUGUGCGACAAAAACAAAAAAUGAUCCGAGUACAGGAAGAACCGGAAGUGAUCCGCGUCCAACAAAAACCGAAAGUAAUUCGUGUAGAAGAAGAUCCAGAUGUGAUCCGCGUACGACAAAAGCCGAAAGUGAUCCUUCAGCAAGAAGAACCUGAAGUGAUCCGCGUGCAACAAAAGCCAAAAAUAAUUGUAGAAGAAGAAUCAGACGCGAUCCAUGUACAAGAAAAACCGGAAUUUAUUCAUUUGCGACAGAAGCAGCGAGUAAUACAUGUGCGACAAAAACCAAAAGCAAUCCAUAUGCGAAACAAACCGCGAGUAACUGUGGAGGUGAAGAGACGAAAGUCGCAAGUGACCAAUGUGCAACGAUUUCCUGGUACGGUUUUAAAUAGGAAUGAAAAGAGUAUCAAGGUUUCUGAAGAAAAACCGGAAUUAUUUCAUUUGCGACAGAAGCAGCGAGUAAUACAUAUGCGACAAAAACCGAAAGUGAUCCAAGUACAAGAAAAACCAAAAGUAAUCCAUCUGCGAAAGAAACAGCGAAUAUUACAUAUGCGAAACAAACCGCGAGUAACUGUGGAGGUGAAGAGACGAAAGUCGCAAGUGACCAAUGUGCAGCGAAUUCCUGGUACGGUUUUAAAUAAGAAUGAAAAGAGUACCAAGGCUUCUGACUUGUAG